This is a messenger RNA of Aspergillus vadensis CBS 113365, 847 nucleotides long. Its product is annotated as E2 ubiquitin-conjugating protein UBC7. NCBI's taxonomy places the organism in Eukaryota, Fungi, Ascomycota, Eurotiomycetes, Eurotiales, Aspergillaceae. The transcript has 2 exons. The record is from RefSeq and is a predicted model, not a curated record. Gene Ontology annotation, cellular component: cytosol; endoplasmic reticulum. Bases 1 to 501 code for a protein of 166 amino acids.
AUGUCCUCCGUCGCCCAGAAACGUCUCUUCCACGAAUACAAAAACCUCUCCACCAACCCCCCGGAGGGCAUCACCGCCGGCCCCGUCACCGAAGAUGACAUGUUCCACUGGGAAGCACUGAUCCAGGGACCCGAAGGUACGCCCUUUGAGGGCGGCGUUUUCGCGGCCGAGUUGAAGUUUCCCAAAGAUUAUCCGCUUAGUCCGCCGACUAUGAAGUUUGUGGGUGGUGGGGUUUGGCAUCCUAAUGUAUACCCCAACGGAACCGUGUGCAUCUCCAUCCUCCAUCCCCCCGGUGACGACCCCAACCAUUACGAACAUGCUUCGGAGCGGUGGUCGCCUAUUCAGAGCGUGGAGAAGAUUCUCAUCUCCGUUAUGAGUAUGUUGGCGGAGCCGAAUGAUGAGUCUCCGGCGAAUGUGGAGGCCGCGAAGAUGUGGAGGGAGCGGAGGGGGGAGUAUGAAAGGAAGGUGAGGGAUGAGGUUAGGAAGGGAUUGGGGUUGUGAAGAAACCCCCCUUCUUGGGUUAAUGUGUGUUGAGUGGUGAUGGGUAGGGUACGGGGUUUCGCUCGUAAAUAAGUCACUGGUUGGUGGGCUGGUUGCUCGCUGUCUUGUCUAUACUCUGUGUCGUGGAGGAAAUUGUGGCAUAGCUUGGAAGCUGGAUGAUUGGAUGGAUGGACGGAUGCAUUGGUUGCUUGGGUUGGCGUUGUGGUAUGUUCACUUUCUUUUAUCCUUUUAUUCUUAUAUUUCUUUGCUGGGGUAGAUGCAUGGUCGGGAAUGCAUAGAUGCUUUGUUUAGUAUAUAUCGUCUUUUCGUUUUUAUAAUGGCAUAAGUCAUGGAUACAUUAUACCUA